AUGUGGCGCUUGCACAGCGACCACGGCAGGCAAUGGUGGACUUUCUCGACCAGUGACGCAGAGACGAACCUUGAUGACCCAGCGCUUGCAAAGGAAGCUGCGCUCAUCGAGGAGGCCAGAAGGACCUUCCACGAGCACCGAUUUGAGCGAAAACAGGCAGCGGAUCAGGUAUAUAGGAUCCAAGCGCUCUUGCGUGCCCAGGGCGUGCUGAGCAACGCGGAACUCUCUGAGGAGUAUGCGAAAGCAGCAACGCUAGGUGAGCUUGACGCGACGUUGUGGCGAGGCUUCUGUUGGUACGCUCGACUGCAGCAACCCGACGGACACUGGCCCGGUGACUACGGCGGACCUAUGUUUCUUUUGCCUGGUCUGUUGAUUGUGUGCUAUAUCUCUCGCACCGCUUUGCCUGAGCCCUAUCGUGUGGAAAUGCGUCGUUAUCUCUUGAACAUGCAGAAUCCGGAUGGUGGCUGGGGACUUCACAUUGAAGCGCCCUCGGGAAUGUUUGGUACUGUGCUGAACUAUGUUGCGCUGCGUCUGCUGGGUAUGGAGGCCUCCGAGGAGCCGCUGGUCUCCGCUCGCCGCUUUAUUCAUGAACACGGUGGUGCUGUUAUGACACCGUCCUGGGGCAAGUUCUGGCUGGCCUGCCUUGGUUGCUACAGUUGGCGAGGCAUGAAUCCGCUGACUCCGGAGAUGUGGCUGCUGCCGUACGGAAGCGGUGAUCCUACGGGUAGCACCCGUCCGGCGAUUGGCUGGUUCGCAAAUCCGAUUAUGCCGGCACGCUACUGGUGCCACUGUCGGGUGGUGUACCUACCCAUGAGCCACAUAUACGGAAAGCGUGCCAGUGGUCCAGAAACGCCGCUCGUGCUUGCAUUGCGUGAGGAGCUGUACAUUGAGCCUUAUGAUCAGAUUGAUUGGCCGCGGUACCGACACGUCUGCAGCUCGUUGGAUGAGUAUACGCAUCGUCCGCGAGUGCAGAAAUGGCUCUGGGAUGUGCUCUAUGUGUACGAGUGGAGCAACAACCCGCUUAUUCGUCGUCUACGUGAUCGGUGGCUUCGGCCGCGAGCCCUGCAAGAGACGUUGCUCCAGGUGCGUCAGGAGGAUUAUAACACCAAAUGGAUUUGCAUCGGUCCUGUGAAUAAGGCCAUUAACAUGCUCGUUGCCUGGUAUGAUCGCACCUCGUCUGACGCGGAAGCACAUUUUCGAGCGCAUCAAGAUCGAGUGAAAGAUUAUCUCUGGGUAGCUGAGGACGGAAUGAAAAUGCAGGGCUAUAAUGGGUCGCAGCUGUGGGAUACGGCGUUUGCCGCACAGGCAUACGCAGAGAGCGCCGACCUCUUUCUCGACACAGACUCGUGCCUGGAGCGCGUGCUUCUCGCUUGCUGGCGUUACCUCGAGAUGUCUCAGGUUCUCGAGGAUGUUCCGGAAGCGGCUCGUUUCUAUCGUCAUAUCAGCAAGGGGGCCUGGCCCUUCAGUACCAGGGAUCAUGGGUGGCCCAUCUCCGACUGCACCGCCGAAGGUCUUCGCGCCGUGCUAGCCAUUCGUGCGCUCUUCCGAGAGCGCGGCAAGGAGGCGCUUCUGGAGCCACCGAUCAACGACGAGCGCAUCUUCGAUGCGGUGAACGUGAUACUGAGCUUCCAGAACCCGUCCGGCGGUUGGGCAACGUAUGAGAACACCCGCAGCUAUCCGUGGCUUGAAUACCUGAAUCCAAGCGAGGUCUUCAGUGAUAUUAUGAUUGACUGGGAUCACGUAGAGUGCACGAGUGCUUGUGUGCGCACGCUCAUUGUCUUUCUGAAAGCUUAUCCGAAUCAUCCGCGGACUGCUGAGAUUGCUACAGCAAUCCGGCGGGGUGUCCAAUUCAUGAAGCGAAUCCAGCUACCUGACGGCAGCUGGUACGGGAACUGGGGUGUGUGCUUCACCUACGGUACCUGGUUCGCUGUCGAGGCGCUCGUAGACGCCGGUGAGCGACUUGACUCGUGUCCAGCGCUGGAACGCGCAUGCCAGUUCCUGGAAGAGCACCAGCACCCCAGCGGUCUCGGUGGCUGGGGCGAGACCUUUGAGAGCUGCAGCAAGAAACGUUGGCACCAUUCUCCCGAAAUACAGACAGUCAACACCGCCUGGGCGCUGAUGACGCUGCUCGCGGCGCGUUGGUAUCAACGCGGUCCGGAACAACGGGAACUUGUCCACCGUGCAGCGCGUGUGCUCAUGUCCGCACAACGCACAAGCGAUGGCUCGUGGGAUCAGCAGCUUAUCAGGGGCGUCUUCAAUCGCAACUGCAUGAUCACGUACAACUACGAGACGGUUUUUGCGAUUUGGGCCCUGGGACGGUAUCGCCGUGCCCUGCAGACGGACCUGGUGGCCUGA
Molecule: messenger RNA, 2355 nt
Organism: Cyanidioschyzon merolae strain 10D
Lineage: Eukaryota; Rhodophyta; Bangiophyceae; Cyanidiales; Cyanidiaceae
Product: cycloartenol synthase
Exons: 1
Coding region: 1-2355 (784 amino acids)
Biological process (GO): triterpenoid biosynthetic process
Cellular component (GO): lipid droplet
Molecular function (GO): intramolecular transferase activity
Source: RefSeq, a predicted model, not a curated record